GAAAGGCGAAAGAGAAGAUCGAAAUUGAAGAGAAAAUAACAACAAUAACAAAAAAAACAAAAAUGGCUUCAAGAAUCAUUGUACCUCAACAAGGAAGAGGCGAGGCCGGAGUUGGUGGCGCUGGGGCGGCAGUUCAGAAGCAGGCGAAUAAGAACGCGGCGGCCGGAGAUGGGAGGAACCGCCGUGCGUUGGGAGAUAUUGGGAACGUAGUGAAAGUCCGAGGAGGCGCGGUUGUUGAUGACAAAGCCCAGCAGCAGGUUCAUCGUCCACUCACAAGGUCUUUUUGCGCCCAAUUACUUGCCAAUGCCGAAGCCGCCGCCGCCGUCGAGAAGAAUAUGAAAAAUUUAUGUGUCAAUGCGGAAAAAGCUCCUGUUCUUGAAGGAGCCGCUGCCGUGCCUAAAAGAGGCCUUGCCGCUGUGCCGAAGGCUGUUCAGAAGAAACCAGCCGCUAAGCCGGUGCCGGCGCAUGCGGAAGUGAUCAAAAUCAGCCCGGAUGUGGUGGAAGUGAAGGAGAAAAAAGAGGAGAAGAAGAAAGACAAGGUUGUUAAUAUGAAGAACAAUAAGAAAGUCACUCAAAGUGAGGAAUCAUCCAAGAAAAAGCAGCAUACUUUCUCUUCGGCCCUUACCGCAAGAAGCAAGGCGGCUCAUGGAAUUGCAAACAAGCCAAAGGAGGAGAUUGUUCAUGAUAUUGAUGAAGCAGAUGCUAAUAACCACUUGGCUGGUGUGGAAUAUGUUGAGGAUAUCUACAAGUUCUAUAAAUCUGUUGAGAAUGAGAGCAGGCCAAGUGACUAUAUGCACUUGCAGACCGAUAUUAAUGAGAAGAUGAGGUCGAUUCUUGUUGAUUGGCUGAUCGAUGUUCAUCAAAAGUUCGAGCUUUCACCCGAAGCUCUCUAUCUUACCAUCAACUUGAUCGACCGGUUCCUAUCGGUGAAAGUUGUCCCGAGGAUCGAAUUACAACUGCUGGGCAUGAGUGCCAUGCUUAUUGCCACCAAGUAUGAAGAAAUAUGGCCCCCUGAGGUCAAUGAUCUGGUGUGCAUUGCUGACAGAGCUUACACUCAUGAACAAAUACUUUUGAUGGAGAAAACUAUAUUGGGAAGGCUCGAAUGGACUGUGACGGUGCCUACACACUAUGUCUUCCUAUCUCGGUUCAUCAAGGCAUCGAUCCCGGAUCCGAAAACGGAAAGCAUGGUGUAUUUCCUAGCCGAGUUGGGGAUAAUGCACUACGAGACCAUUAGAUUCUGCCCAUCGAUGGUGGCUGCCUCGGCGGUGUAUGCCGCUCGAUGCGCUCUGAACAAGACUCCGACUUGGACCGACACACUCAAGUUCCACACUGGUUACUCGGAGUCGCAGCUCGUGGAUUGUGCUAAGCUGCUGGCUUAUUUCCAUUCCAAGGCUGCUGAGGGCAGGCUUCAGGUUGUGUAUAAGAAGUACUCGAGUUUUCUACGAGGAGCGGUUGCAUUGGUUCCGCCAUCGAAGGAUCUAUUAUCUGCUGAGAGUAGGCUUCAGGUUGUUUAGUUACUUGGAAUUUGUUGUUUGGAAACUGAUUGCUGUGCUUCUCUCCCAGAGAAGCAUUGAUUUGAUGCCUUUAAGAAGAAAUAUUCAUUUGAAUAACAAUUCUGUUUGUUGAUGAAUGAAACAACAUGAACCAUUGUCCCUAUAAGCCAUUUUAUGCCAU
This is a messenger RNA of Hibiscus syriacus, 1674 nucleotides long. Its product is annotated as G2/mitotic-specific cyclin S13-7-like. Gene Ontology annotation, biological process: mitotic cell cycle phase transition; regulation of cyclin-dependent protein serine/threonine kinase activity. The transcript has 6 exons. NCBI's taxonomy places the organism in Eukaryota, Viridiplantae, Streptophyta, Magnoliopsida, Malvales, Malvaceae. Gene Ontology annotation, cellular component: centrosome; cyclin-dependent protein kinase holoenzyme complex; nucleus. The record is from RefSeq and is a predicted model, not a curated record. Gene Ontology annotation, molecular function: cyclin-dependent protein serine/threonine kinase regulator activity. The coding region runs from base 63 to 1514 and encodes 483 amino acids.